This is a messenger RNA of Alternaria ethzedia, 903 nucleotides long. RefSeq names its product structural constituent of ribosome (gene RPS0). NCBI's taxonomy places the organism in Eukaryota, Fungi, Ascomycota, Dothideomycetes, Pleosporales, Pleosporaceae. The record is from RefSeq and is a predicted model, not a curated record. Gene Ontology annotation, biological process: cytoplasmic translation; ribosomal small subunit assembly. Gene Ontology annotation, cellular component: 90S preribosome; cytosolic small ribosomal subunit; ribosome. The transcript is spliced from 3 exons. Gene Ontology annotation, molecular function: structural constituent of ribosome. Bases 1 to 903 code for a protein of 300 amino acids.
AUGGCUCCUUCCAACCUCCCCGCCAUCUUCAACCCCACCCAGCAGGACAUUGAGAUGCUCCUCGCUGCCCAGUGCCACCUCGGUUCCAAGAACCUCCAGGUGCACAUGGAGCCCUACCUGUGGAAGACCAGGCCCGACGGUGUCAACGUCUUGAACAUUGGCAAGACCUGGGAGAAGAUUGUCCUCGCCGCGCGCAUCAUUGUCGCCAUUGACAACCCGGCCGACAUCUGUGUCAUCUCCGCUCGUCCCUACGGACAGCGUGCCGUCCUGAAGUUCGCUUCCCACACUGGUGCCACUGCCAUCGCCGGUCGCUUCACCCCCGGUAACUUCACCAACUACAUCACCCGUUCGUUCCGUGAGCCCCGCCUGGUCAUCGUCACCGACCCCCGCACCGACGCGCAGGCCAUCAAGGAGGCUUCCUACGUCAACAUCCCCGUCAUUGCCCUCUGUGACGGAGACUCACCCACCGAGUACGUCGAUGUCGCUAUCCCCACCAACAACAAGGGACGCCACGCCAUCGGUCUCAUCUGGUGGAUGCUUGCCCGUGAGGUCCUCCGCCUCCGCGGAACCCUCGCCAACCGCGAGACUGAGUGGGACGUCAUGACUGACUUGUACUUCUACCGCGACCCCGAGGCUGAGGAGAACAAGGACAGCGCUGGUGUCGAGGAGGCCAAGGUCCCCGGUGCCGACGAGGUCGGUGCUGGUCCCGUCGCUGAUGGCUUCACCAGCGAGUGGGAGGUCUCCGGCGCAUCUGCUGGUGCUUUCACCGCCCAGGCCGCCGCUGCCCCCGGCACCAGCUGGGACGCUGACACUGCCGACUGGGCUGCGUCUGGCGAUGCUCAGACUGGCAACGAGGGCUGGGGUGCCGAGACCGCUGCCCCUGCUACCACUACCCAGUGGUAG